Molecule: messenger RNA, 3068 nt
Organism: Cercocebus atys (sooty mangabey)
Lineage: Eukaryota; Metazoa; Chordata; Mammalia; Primates; Cercopithecidae
Gene: LRRC40
Product: leucine rich repeat containing 40
Exons: 17
Coding region: 327-2081 (584 amino acids)
Molecular function (GO): protein binding
Source: RefSeq, a predicted model, not a curated record
GAAGAGACUGCGGUACCUCGGUACCCCAAGGGCUGUUGAAGGCAGCGAGGAAGAGCGGCCAGUUAAACCUGUCGGGUAGAAACCUCAGUGAAGGGCAAUUACCAAAGCCAAAAUUAUGUAUUUUAUCGGCCCCUUUGUGAAACUACACUGUUCCCUGCCGAGACGCUCUUCUGUAUGCAACUGUGCAGAGUCCUAAUGACAAGGAAUAAUGAGUAUAUUUUCUGAGUUGAAGAUCAAGAUAGAUGCCACACAGAGUGUUUCAAUGUGGGGACAUCUUGAGAAACCAGUUAAAGACCAACAAGCACAAAUCUGGAUAUCAUGAAUGAAUGGCUGAGGAGGAGGAGGAAAAGCAGGGGAUGGUCUUGCUUUCUCACGGGUGGCAGAGGCAGCAGAAAAUCCAUAUUGUGGUGCUAAUGGAACUAGUGCCGCAGUGUGUCUGGAGAAUAAAUGUGGAUAUCCCUGAGGAAGCUAAUCAGAAUCUUUCAUUUGGUGCUACUGAAAGAUGGUGGGAGCAGACAGAUUUGACCAAACUCAUAAUAUCAAACAAUAAACUUCAGUCACUUACAGAUGACCUACGACUCCUGCCUGCACUGACUGUUCUUGAUAUACAUGAUAAUCAGCUGACAUCCCUUCCUUCUGCUAUAAGAGAGCUAGAAAAUCUUCAGAAACUUAAUGUCAGCCAUAACAAACUGAAAAUACUCCCUGAAGAAAUUACAAACCUAAGAAAUCUGAAGUGCCUGUAUCUCCAGCAUAAUGAACUAACCUGCAUAUCAGAGGGAUUUGAACAACUUUCCAAUUUAGAAGAUUUAGAUCUUUCAAACAAUCGUCUUACAACUGUUCCUGCUAGUUUUUCUUCUCUGUCCAGUCUGGUGAGACUCAAUCUUUCUAGUAAUCAACUGAAGAGUUUACCAGCAGAAAUAAAUAGAAUGAAAAGGUUGAAGCAUUUGGAUUGUAAUUCAAAUCUCUUGGAAACUAUACCUCCUGAAUUGGCUGGCAUGGAAUCACUAGAAUUGCUGUAUUUGCGGAGGAAUAAAUUACGUUUUCUACCAGAAUUUCCUUCUUGUAGUCUGUUGAAGGAAUUGCACGUAGGUGAAAACCAGAUUGAAAUGUUAGAGGCAGAACAUCUUAAACAUCUGAAUUCAAUUCUUGUGCUAGACCUGAGGGAUAACAAGUUAAAAUCUGUUCCAGAUGAAAUUACACUACUACAGUCCUUGGAAAGGCUUGACCUAAGCAACAAUGAUAUUAGUAGUCUUCCCUAUUCAUUGGGGAACCUUCAUUUGAAAUUUUUGGCAUUAGAAGGAAAUCCUUUGAGAACAAUUAGAAGAGAAAUUAUAAAUAAAGGAACACAAGAAGUCCUAAAAUAUCUACGAAGCAAGAUCAAAGAUGAUGGACCUAGCCAAAGUGAAUCUGCUGCUGAGACUGCCAUGACACUACCAAGUGAAUCCAGAGUCAAUAUACAUGCCAUCGUUACAUUAAAAAUAUUGGACUAUAGUGAUAAACAAGCAACUUUGAUUCCUGAUGAGGUGUUUAACGCAGUAAAAAGCAACAUCAUCACUUCUAUUAACUUCAGUAAGAAUCAACUAUGUGAAAUUCCAAAAAGGAUGGUAGAACUGAAGGAAAUGGUUUCUGAUGUCAAUCUCAGUUUUAAUAAACUUUCAUUUAUAUCCUUGGAGUUAUGUAUGCUUCAAAAAUUGACUUUUUUAGAUCUCAGGAACAAUUUUUUAAAUUCUUUGCCCGAAGAAAUGGAAUCACUGGUAAGACUACAAACGAUCAAUCUUUCCUUUAAUAGGUUUAAAAUGCUACCUGAAGUUCUGUAUCGUAUCUUCACACUUGAAACAAUUCUGAUUAGUAAUAAUCAGGUUGGAUCUGUGGACCCUCAGAAAAUGAAGAUGAUGGAAAAUCUGACCACGUUGGACCUUCAAAAUAAUGACCUUUUACAAAUUCCACCAGAGCUCGGUAAUUGUGUGAACUUAAGAACAUUACUUCUGGAUGGAAAUCCAUUCCGAGUUCCUCGAGCAGCCGUAUUAAUCAAAGGAACAGCUGCUAUACUUGAAUAUUUGAGAGACCGAAUUCCUACUUAACAUGGAGUUGCUUUAUAACCCUUGUCAUGUAUUAUUAACCCUGGUUAAUUCUAAGGAGGAUAUAACAUUUGUUUUAGUAUCAUCUUAAAAAAUGAUUGCUAUAAUUGAUCUUGUAGUUUCCCAGUAUCACCUACCCGUUGGUAUAAUUAGCCUGGGCCAUAUUCACUGCCAGUAAAUAUUUUUACAUUUUUAUUUAAGAUUUUUGUAAGGUGUUGUAUACAUUUGUAAUGGUGAUAACCACAAAGUGUUCAUACAUUUGUUCUAAAUGUUUUGCAUAGGAUUUAUCCUACUAACUUUCAUUUUCUUAUAGCAAGCAAUUUCUUCAAAAGUGAAUUUUUGUUUAAUGUGGUUUAGUAUUAUAAUAACAAAGCAUUUUUGUAGAACUGGUUUUUUUUCUCAUUUCUUUUUGUAUUCCAUACAAUGUGACCAAUUGACUUGAAUAUGACUAGCCAGUUUCUAUGUUUUUGUUAGAUAUAAAAUUAAAUCGAAUUUUGUUGAAUGCUGUUCUUCGGCAUUUAAAAAAUAAGACCUCAUCUUGGGCCACAUGUCAAAAGAAAAAGGAAACAAAAAUAUAUUAAAAGUAAGACUUUUCAUUACCCAUGAUAGGACUUUUGUGAUGUGACUAAUCUCAGUACACAUUUCAACUUAAAACCUUUUUAUUUACAGCACCAUAAUUUUAAAAUUUACUUGCAAUCUUGGUAAGACUAAACUUGCACUAUUUUUCUAAAAGGGAAUUUGAUAUAGAUAAACUUGAUUUAAUAAAAAUUAAAUAUCAUUUUUGUUUACACCAAAAUUAUCAGAAAUAGGUUGAUUAGUCAUUAUAACACCAUAUGAUUCUAUUAAGUCAAUUCAGUAGCAUGUAUAUCAAUUUAUAUAGAUAGAUAGAUAGCUUUUGGAUGAUUGAGGCAUGCUUAUAUUAUGAAAAAAAUUGCCAAUAAAGAUAAAUACUACAUGUUCAGAAUAAAAGUUACAUUUUUCAAAUAUUGA